Messenger RNA from Magnolia sinica, 2681 nucleotides. RefSeq names its product CSC1-like protein At4g02900. Gene Ontology annotation, cellular component: plasma membrane. Bases 277 to 2568 code for a protein of 763 amino acids. The transcript is spliced from 12 exons. The record is from RefSeq and is a predicted model, not a curated record. Lineage: Eukaryota; Viridiplantae; Streptophyta; Magnoliopsida; Magnoliales; Magnoliaceae. Gene Ontology annotation, molecular function: calcium-activated cation channel activity.
UAUUUAAAAGAGAGCGGAAGUAGCGAAACGGUUCCGCUCUUGUUGCCGCCAAAAAGAGGAAUCCUCAGAGAAGCUGGAGGAGAGGAGAGGAGAAGAAGAAGAAGAAGAAGAAAAAAAAAACCCUAAUCUCAUCCUCUCCUCCCCCAUUGGAAGCCUAAUCUUCUCUCUCUCUCUCUCUCUCUCUCUCUCUCUCGUUUUCAAUCACAACAGAUCUAAUCAAUCCUGCAUUCCUCGAUUCUGAUUUUCGGAGGGGAGUAUUGGUUUCCGACAACGUAAAUGGCUUCCCUUGUAGAUAUUGGUCUUGCAGCAGCUAUCAAUAUUCUAAGCGCAUUCAUUUUCCUCAUGCUAUUUGCUAUUUUACGGCUUCAACCAAUUUUUGAUAGAGUAUAUUUCCCAAAAUGGUAUCUGAAGGGGAUAAGAAGCAGUCCAACACAUUCGAGAACUCUUGUCAGAAAUAUUUUCAACGUAGACUCCAGAUCAUACAUAAGGUUUUUGAAUUGGAUGCCCGAAGCAUUGAGAAUGCCUCAACUCGAGCUUAUUGAACACGCUGGGCUUGAUUCUGCUGUUUACAUUCGGAUUUACCUUCUUGGGUUGAAAAUAUUUGUCCCCCUAACAGUACUUGCCUUUGCUGUCUUGGUCCCUGUUAAUUGGACUGGUGAAACUUUGGAUCAUGUUACUAAUUUAACAUUUAGUGACAUUGACAAGAUAUCAAUAUCCAAUGUUCCACCUGGAUCGAAAAGGUUUUGGGCGCAUUUGUCAAUGUCUUAUAUCUUUACAUUUUGGACAUGCUAUGUGCUAUAUAAUGAAUAUGAAAUCGUAGCUUCAAUGCGGCUGCGUUUUCUUGCAUCUGAAGAUCGUCGUCCAGAUCAAUUUACGGUCCUUGUGAGAAACAUUCCUCCUGAUUCCGAUGAGUCGGUGAGCGAGCAUGUUGAGCAUUUCUUUUACGUAAACCAUCCUGAUCAUUACCUCUCCCAUCAGGUUGUUUAUAAUGCUAAUCAUCUUGCAAAUGUGGUGGAGAAAAAGAUGAGCUUGCAAAAUUCUCUUGACUACUACGAAAAGAAAUAUAUUGAAAAUCCUUCCAAAAAACCAUCUACAAAGACAGGUUUUUGUGGACUUUGGGGGCGAUCUGUGGAUGCGAUUGAAUUUUAUACUGCUGAGAUUGAGAAGUUGACUAAAGAAGAAGAUACCGAAAGAGAGAAGGUAGUAAGUGACCCUAAAGCUAUAAUGCCUGUAGCAUUUGUCUCAUUCAAAAGCCGAUGGGGGGCUGCUGUUUGUGCUCAAACCCAGCAAACAAGUAAUCCAACAAUAUGGUUAACGGACUGGGCCCCUGAGCCUCGUGAUGUUUAUUGGCCUAAUCUCUCAGUUCCAUUUGUUAAACUCUCAAUCAGGAGGUUCCUAAUGGCCAUUGCACUUUUCUUCCUUACCUUUUUCUAUAUCAUUCCAAUUGCGUUUGUUCAGUCUCUUGCAAACAUUGAGGGGAUAGAAAAGGUUUUUCCAUUCUUAAAGUCAGUCAUAAACGGGGUGGUCAAGUCCUUCAUUCAAGGGUUUCUUCCUGGGAUUGCAUUAAAGAUAUUCCUUAUUCUUCUUCCAACUAUACUCAUGAUCAUGACCAAGAUAGAAGGUCACACAUCUAUAUCAGCUUUAGAGAGGAGGUCUGCCGCAAAGUAUUACCUGUUCAUACUGGUCAAUGUAUUUCUUAUGAACAUAAUUACGGGAACAGCACUUCAACAGCUUCAUAAUUUCAUCAAUCAGUCUGCAAAUGAAAUUCCCAAAACAAUUGGAGUGUCCAUGCCAAUGAAAGCAACAUUUUUCAUUACUUAUAUAAUGGUUGAUGGUUGGGCUGGAGUCGCUGCAGAGAUUAUUAGAUUGAAACCAUUAGUUAUGUUCCAACUUAAGAAAUGGUUCCUAGUAAAAACAGAUCAGGACAUGAAGCAGGCAACGAAUCCCGGAAGUUUGGAUUUCAGUUCAUCUGAACCUCGAAUACAGUUAUAUUUCUUGCUUGGGCUCGUUUAUUCAGUGGUCACGCCUUUCCUUCUGCCUUUCAUAGUCAUCUUCUUCGGUUUCUCUUAUGUUGUUUUCCGCCAUCAGAUUAUAAAUGUCUACCACCAACAGUACGAGAGUGGAGCAGCAUUCUGGCCAGACGUGCAUCGGCGUAUAAUUACUGGACUGGUAAUAUCACAUAUGCUACUCAUAGGAUUGAUGAGUUCAAAAGACUUUGCUGAAUCAUCUGCAGUGCUCAUUGCACUUCCCAUAUUGACUAUUUGGUUCCACACAUACUGCAAAAGUCGAUUUGAAUCCGCAUUUGUUAAAUUCCCUUUACAGGACGCGAUGGUGAAGGACACACUGGAGCGGGCCACGGAACCAACCUUUAACUUGAAAGCCUACCUUCAAGAUGCCUACGUUCACCCUGUCUUCAAGGAUGGCUACUUUGAGAGACCUACGGCCAUUGAUGAGGAAGAGAGCAACCCACUCGUGCCAACCAAGCGACAGUCUUAUAGGAGUACGCCAGCAGUAAGCAAAUAUGGCUCUGAGAUCAGUUCCGAACAUGAGGUGGGAAUUACAUUGUAAUCACCCUUUAAGGCAAGUACUCUAUCCAUUAUGAGAUUCGUUGAUUUGUCUUGGUUUUGGUGUUCAUGCUAAUCAAAUCCACAUUGAAUGGUAUGAACAUGAUCAAGUUGUGA